Messenger RNA from Salvelinus namaycush (lake trout), 4665 nucleotides. RefSeq names its product DNA-binding protein RFX7-like. The record is from RefSeq and is a predicted model, not a curated record. Lineage: Eukaryota; Metazoa; Chordata; Actinopteri; Salmoniformes; Salmonidae. Gene Ontology annotation, molecular function: DNA-binding transcription factor activity, RNA polymerase II-specific; RNA polymerase II cis-regulatory region sequence-specific DNA binding. The transcript is spliced from 8 exons. Bases 14 to 4639 code for a protein of 1541 amino acids. Gene Ontology annotation, biological process: regulation of transcription by RNA polymerase II.
UGACCAGAGUGGCAUGUCGUCCAGCCGAACACAGCAGAUGUACGCUUUCAACUGGAUCCGGAAUCACCUAGAGGAGCACCCUGAGACAUCACUGCCAAAGCAAGAGGUGUACGACGAAUACAAGAGCUACUGUGACAGUCUUGCCUACCACCCACUGAGUGCUGCAGACUUUGGAAAGAUCAUGAAGAAUGUCUUUCCCAACAUGAAGGCUCGCCGCCUGGGCAUGAGAGGCAAAUCUAAAUACUGUUAUAGUGGACUGAGGAAGAAAGCUUUUGUUCACAUGCCUUCUCUGCCCAACUUGGACUUACAAAAAUCAGACGAUGGGUGUGAGUUAAUGGAGCCGUCGUCUGGCCAGUCUCCCAGUGCAGAGGAUGAGAUGCGCUCAGCGGCCUGUGGCCUGGUGUGUGAGUGGGCUCAGAAGGUCCUCAGCAGACAGUUUGAUGCCGUGGAGGACCUGGCCCGCUUCCUGCUCAACAGUCACUACAUAGGAACCAAGUCCAUGGCUGCCCUCACCGUCAUGACUGGGACUCCCACAGGUCUGAAGACGUCCACGCCAACCUCUGCGUUCGUGCCCACGUCCGAUGCCUCGUCCUUCCAGCCGGUGAAGACGCUGGCCUCUCCCUCGGUGGACGCCAAGCAACAGCUCCAGAGGAAGAUCCAGAAGAAACAGCAGGAGCAGAAGCUCCAGUCCCCCCUGCCUGGAGAGGCCCAGGGACAGAACCAGGCCAGGAGGGCCGAGGCCAGCACCCCAGGGCCAGCUAUCCCCUGUGGAAGUCCUGCUCUCCUCUCACCACAACCUACCAUUGGCAUAGUGGUGGCAGCUGUCUCCAGUCCCAUCACGGUCCAGAGGAGCAGGCAGCUGAUGACUUCCCCUAGCCCAGUGGGAUCCGCCGAGGGGAAGGUCCUGCCAACGGUCAACUUCCAGGUGGUCACCCACACCCAGUCUCUGACCCACAGGCAGUCCCCGAAGACGCCCCAAAACAUCUCAGCCAGCCCCGUGGGCGACCGCCUGGCCAGGCACAGGUACCCCCAGAUCCUCCCCAAGCCCUCAGCCACAGGGGCCAUCACCCUGCGUUCGCCUCCCACCCUGCUCAUCACCAACAGCCCCAUCAAGACCCACCACGUUGUCAAGAUGACCGCCAUCUCUCUGGCCCCUAGCAACACUCUCAGUACCAGCAGUAACAGUAUGGUCCUCAGGCCAGCUUCGGCCGGGGUGGGAACCACCACCACCACCACCACCACCACCUUUACCACCAUCGCCGCCCUAGAGGAGGUCCAGCAACAUGGACAGAGCCAGGGAGGCCCCCCAGCCCCAGCCACCCCCCAGUCCCCUGCAGCAUGGCCUGGCGCCCCACCCUCCACCCCUAUUCCCACAGUGGCCCCUGAGGCCAUCAUCACUGAUAAUAACCCGGGCUGUAACUCUGAUAAACGGAGCACCAUAAAGCAGUCCCCCUGUGGGGCCAAGGGUCCAGAGAGAGCCACCAAGUACCGGGCGGCCAGCGAACCCUCGCUUAUGGUCAAAUGCUCACCAGGACCUGACAGAGUGACCGACAGGACCAAAAGCGUCUCAUUCUCCUCCACCUCUCCUCCAGCUGCUGCCACCAAUGCAGCGAUCAAGUGGGCGGGGCCUCAGCAGGACAGCAAUAAGAGCAUCAUCGCCACCACCUGUCACCAAGAAAGUCCUUUGUAUCUGACCGUUGCUCCCUCGGCCAAUCAAAAUGCUCCUAGCGUCAGCGGAAUAUCCUCCUCAUCCAAUGGCUCGUCGGCUGUUACCUUAUUGUCCCCUAAAGACUCCUCGUACGGGGCCAAGAACCCCAGGAAGCGGGCCGGCCCCGGGCUGGAUUCCUCCCACGUCAUCCCUGUGAAGCGCGUCUUCAUCUCCCAGCAGCCUUUGAGUGUGACCUUUGACCCCAAACCAUGGGUCCCAGCUAGACCUGGCACUCCUGCCAGACCUGAGAGCGCCCCCUGUCGAGUGACGGUGAAACAACACCUAGUGCCCACGAAGAUCCUGGCGCUGUCCGACUCGCCUGUCACGAACGCAGAGAUCUCCUCCCUCUCCCUCUCUUCCUCUCAGGCUGUUGUCAGUGUGAAGCCCCAGGUCUCCUCGUUGCUGGUAGUGAAACGCGAAGACCCGUCCUCUCGAGGACUAACACUAAGCACUGUCAGCAGUCACACCAGCAGCACUGCAGCCCCUGAUAGCACCACCACCACAGUGUCUGAGCAGCAGCAACACUCUGAGGCUUCUGUCUCUGCGAUGGCGGUAGGAGCACAGCAACACUCUGAGGCCUCUGUCUCUGUGAUGGCAGUAGGAGCACAGCAACAAUCUGAGGCCUCUGUCUCUGCGAUGGCGGUAGGAGCACAGCAACACUCUGAGGCCUCUGUCUCUGUGAUGGCGGUAGGAGCACAGCGUCAAUCUGAGGCCUCUGUCUCUGUGAUGGGGGACAUAAAGAGCACAAUGUGGGAGGAGUCAGCUGCGGGGCAUGCGGAAGAGCUGCAGAAACAGACCUUCAGUCAGAAUAUACCAGCAGACCAUACCAAGCAGCAGGCCCUGGGCUCCACCAUGAACCAACACCAACUCCCAAACAUCAUGUCCCAGACCUCAGACUCCUCUGAUCAGUUAUCUGGCCUUCACCAGGAGAUGGUGGACUUUGCCUCCUCAGCCUCCCAGCACGGCUCCACCAUGGACUACUUCUCAUUUAACGAUGAUGAUAUGACCCAGGACAGCAUAGUAGAGGAAUUGGUUCAGAUGGAAGAACAGAUGAAGCUGAAGGGCCUGCAGCCGCUGUUCAGUAGCUGUGUGGAUAAUAUCUCUCUCCAGGGCCAGCCUGGGGGCCCCCAGGGGUCCAUCCUCAACACCCACCACCAGGGGGGUAGCUCCUCUUUCUACCAGUCUGCCCAUAGCAGCACAACCCCCAUCCAGACUCCCACCCCGACUCCCACACCGACUCCAACCCCGACCCCCACCGAGAUGACACUCGGUGGGCACGGGCUGACCAGAGAGAGCCCCUGUUGCCAUCACAGCAUGGCCCCUAUCACGCCCGUGGAGGUCCCUCUAGGAGGCCGACACACCCCUAUAAGCGCUCUGUCUAACUGUUCUAGCGGCAUCCCGCCCAGCCCGGUGGAGUGCAGGAACCCAUUUGCCUUCACCCCUAUCAACUCCAGCAUGGCAGGGGGUUACCACGAUGCCUCCGUGGUGUCUGUCUCCUCCAGUCCCAUCAAGCCCAUGCAGAGACCCAUGGCCACGCACCCAGAUAAGGCUAAACUGGAGUGGAUCAACAACCGCUACAACAGUAGUGGUACUGAAGCUACUGGAGGAGUCGGAGCAGGGCCAGGGUCUGGGUUAUCCAUCUCUAACCACAGCCUUGGUGGACUCCUGCCUAGUUACCAGGAUCUAGUGGAUGACCAUUUCCGUAAGCCCCACGCCUUCGCUGUUCCGGGCCACAGUGGCCAGUCUUUCCAGUCUCAAUCCAGACUGCAGGAUGGCGAACACUUCUCUCCCAUCUCCCCGGUGCAACAGCAGAUGACCAGCGUAUCGACCACGCCCACCAACACUCCAACCAAACAGGAUGAGAGCUUUGCUGUGCCCGCCCCUUUAGACAACAAGGGCGGAGCCUCGUCGUCAGGCGGCGGAACGUUCCGUUGCCGUAGCGUCAGCCCCGCCGUGCGCCAGAGGACCUUCAGCGGUACCGGCACAACCCCCGGCACUGGCACAACCACUCAAUUGGUAGUCUCCCCUUUCAGCUCCCCCAUGACCUCCUCCGAGAUACUCAGCUUCCUGUCCAACAGCCAAUCGGUGGGCAGUAACCUCCACAGCAUGGCCCAGCGCAGCCAAUCGGUGCCCUUAAACAUCAUGAUGCAGAGCGUUGUGGAGAUGGAGCUACUUCCUGUAGAGAUGCAGGCCAUCCAGAGUAAUGCCACUAAGAUCACCAACGUCCUCCUGAGUAAGAUGGACUCUGACGUGGACGACACAGUCAGGGGCCUGGGCAUCAACAACUUCCCCUCCAACUACACUGCCCGCAUGAACCUCACCCAGAUGCUGGAGACCCAGUCUCAGAGCCAGGCCACCAAUGGGAGCUUCACAACCGGAAGGGGAGGAGGUAACACCCACCAAUCCCACCUUCAGCUACAGACCGUCAGCUCCAGCCCUGCCUCCUUCGACCUCCAGCAGCAUGGGGGCUACCUCACCAGCGCUGGAGGAGGCGGGGAGGGGAUGAGCUUCUCCUCUGGAGACAACCAAGCACAAUCAGGUCCUGGUGAGAACCAACAGCUAGACUUCAACAACACUGUUAAAGACCUGUUAGGUGAUGACGGCCUCAACGUUGACGCUGAAGGCCUCAACCCCAGCUCUCAACUGGUCGGUCAGGUGGCGUCAGAGCUUAACGCCGCCGUGGUGUCCGACUUCACCAAUGACAUCAGGUUGACCUCCGACCUCUCCAACAGCAUCACUGACCUGAACACACUGGACGCCAACCUCCUGUUCAAUCCGUCCAAUCAGCAGCAAGAACAGUACGAAGACGCCACACUGGAAGAGCUGAAGAACGAUCCUCUGUUUCAGCAGAUAUGUAGUGAUACUGUGAACUCCUCGUUCGACUGGCUAGAGAGCAAAGACCAGCCUACUACCGUAGAGAUGUUGGGCUAAUGUUGUUAUUUUCUGCAUCCCAAAUG